UGUCCCUGGAAAAGAUGAGUUAAAAAGCUUUAAAAUAAAUUCCUACUUUACUGGAGUAGAAUAACUUCCAACUGAUAAAUUUAGAAUAAUCCACUGUGUGUAAUUAGAGUGCAGCACUUAAUCUUCCUUAACAUUUGAGGAGCUCGGUGCAAACAAAAAGUGAGAUCAUCACAGCGUUUCUCUAAAUCCUUCGGAGUCUUGUGUUUUUCUGCCCACGUCACCCUCAGGACUGAUGCGACCGUGGAAGAUGUUUUCUGGCUCAAAGACCGAAUAAUGUGGCUCAUUUUCAGCUUGGUGGGAGAACAGAUUCAGAUUUCAGAUCUCGUGGUAUUUCUAGAGGUUCCCGGGGCUCUUUGGAGGGGAAACAGGCCCACAGCAUCACUGGUCAUCCACCGUACUUAACAGUGUUUCCACAUAUCAUGUCUGCUGUCUGCUAGCUCAGUCUCAGCCUCAUGUUUACACUUGUGAAUCUUUUGUCUUUAGUAUCUUUAAUAAAUCGUCUAUUUGAUUUUGUCUCACCGUUAUUCCUGUACAUUUUGUCUCUUUCUGGGAUAUAAAUUAUAUUUCUCGGCUGUCAGACUCGGGGUGCCCUUUGACCUCUUCACUCUUUCCUUUGCAGCUCACUUGUGUGAUGUCAAUAAACGCUGAAAAAGAAAAUGGACCUACCUGUAAAAUAUGUGAGCCACAUCUUGUAGAGGUAAAACAAUGUGACAAUAUGACAACUGCAUGUGUCAAAUAAAGAAGAAAUGUUGCCUUUUCUUCUGUCAGCGAGGUAGGAGUUACAGAAAACGUAUCAUCUUACUGGAUAUCGGGUUCUGGUCAGUUCUGGAGAACCGAGUUAGAGGUUUGUUUUGGAAAAAAUGAUGGGGAUGGGGAGAAAGAGCUGGACUGAGUUUAGAUUCAGAAGCAACUGCAGAUGCACAGAUCAUGAUUUUUUUUUUAAAUUCAAGGUCUGACCUAAUAGUUCAGAUUUUCACUUAUUCUGAUUUUAGAUGCUUAUAUUUGAAGGAAAUUUAAAGCUAUAAUUAACCAGUCAGGCAGACAAAAUCCUUCUGAGAUCAAUGAUAAAGUUUAAUAAAAUGUAAAGCCAAUAUCAAGAGAUGCGCUGAUUAAGCUUUCUUUGACGUCUGAUCUGAUGAUUUACAAUUUUUAUUCCAAGGAUUAUGACACAUUAAAAAAAAAAGUUCAAAUACACCAUGAGCUAAAAAUGCAUUUAUCUGUUUGGUGCUACUUGUGUGAUUUAUUACAAAUAGUUAGUUUGCUCUUUUAUGUUUGCCUCCUUUUAUGGUGGCCCAUAGUAAAACUCUGGAAGUUGUUUGUGGCGCCCCUCGGACCACUGCCGCCCUGGGUGGAGAGCCACAUCACCUGUACCAAAAAUGUCACGUAAUGAUUGACGUUUCAUUACUUACGUAACCGUAAAGUGUUUUUUUUUUUUUUUUCCAACUCUAAAGGUGGAGUAACGGGAAAAUGUUGAUACUUUUAAAGCGACAGUCAAAAAAUUUGACAAAAUAAGUUCCGUGUUUACAAAACUCAAAGAGAGAAACUGUAGCAGCAGCCUCCAGAUAUUACUGAAGUAUCGGCAAAAGAGCAUUUUGUACAGUAAAGCCGCUCUCCGGAGUCGUUGCCCCGUCUCUCCCUCCCAAAAAUAAGUAAACGUAUUUCGUUGCUGUGCACUUCCGGUCUAUACAGUAAGACUUGAUUAACUGUAACCCUACUGCAGCUGCGCACAGGUGAGUCUCAUUAAGCGGCUAGCCAGCAGCUAACUGUAGGAUAUCUUCUUAGCAUCGUUUCUUGAUUAGGAGAAAUUUGAUAACUUAAAAAAAAAAAGUUCUGGUCUCCUCCUCCUCCUCCUCUUCAUCCUUAUUUACCACUUUCCCUCGUGUCUCUCUGUAGCGGCGGACAGACUUGAGAGCGGAGGACAGCUGCGGAGGAAAAGCCCACUCCGGAGCUCUGUCGUUUCUCUCCACUCCCUCUUCUGUGUCUGCAGCUCCAACUUCUCGCUCUCGUUUACGUGCGCGUAAAAACUUUGGCGAGCCGCGGUCUCCUCCUUCCCCUCCGUGCGUAAUUCUCUGGGAAGUGCUUUGAGAACUUGCGAAGAAGUCUCACUUUACUUCUCCCACCUGUUGCUGAAGCGGACGGAGCAGAGAGAACAGGACUCUUAUCCCGGCGGGACGACUUGGGGACUGACCCGGACCAGGGUCCACGGUUCGCGCUCCUCCAGCAGCUGCUGCCGCCUGCACCGCCUCAUAAAAACGGCCGCUUUUGUGACCAAGAGGAGGACUUUAGACAUCGAGGAGUGAAAGGAAAGGAAAGAAAAGAAGGGAGGAAGGGGUCCAGAAAGUGACACUUGAAGGAAUCUGUGCGCGUCUCGUAAAAAAAAAAAAAAAAAAAAAAAGCAGCCUGAAAAACAGCACUGCGAGUGAAGUUUCCAACCGGACAGACAGACUUCAACACCUCGGAUGGUGGAAGGAGAUUUUUCUUUUUUUUUUUUUCCCCCAGCAGAGCUGAGCAGCAUUUCUACUCCAGAGAAGAAGAAGAACAAGAAGAAGAAGAAGAAGAGAAGGUUUGGUGCUGACUAUAGCAAACUUUAGGACAGAGGUGCUUCCCCUCCGCUCUCUCCCCAUCGCCUCGCCCCCCUGCUGGCAAAGCUCCUGUCAGCCCCACACCCACAGAGCACUUUGCCCCGCACCGGCUGCUCGGCGGCGCCGCGGCGGACAAUCAUGGACAACAGGCCCGUCCCGAGGAGACGGACCGGAGCCGUCCGACAUCUGCUGCAGCUGGCGUGCGUCGUCCUCGCCUGCAGCUCCCAGCUUCUGAUGGUGGAGGCGAAUUCGUGGUGGUCUCUAGGUCUGACCCCGAUCCAGCGGCCCGAGAUGUACAUCAUCGGCGCUCAGCCUCUCUGCAGUCAGCUUUCUGGCCUUUCACAGAGUCAGAGGAAGCUGUGCCAGCUGUACCAAGACCACAUGAGCUACAUCGGAGACGGAGCGAGAACGGGCAUCAAGGAGUGCCAGUACCAGUUCAAACAGAGGAGGUGGAACUGCAGCACUGUGGACAGCACGUCCGUGUUUGGACGGGUCAUGCACAUUGGCUCAAGGGAGACGGCAUUCACGUACGCCAUCAGCGCGGCCGGCGUCGUCAACGCCAUCAGUCGGGCGUGCCGCGACGGCGAGCUCUCCACGUGUGGCUGCAGCCGCGCCGCCCGGCCCCGCGACCUGCCGCGCGACUGGCUGUGGGGAGGCUGCGGCGACAACGUGCAUUACGGCUACAGAUUCGCCCGGGAAUUUGUCGAUGCCAAGGAGCGGGAGAAGAAUUACCCGCGCGGGUCGAGAGAGUACGCCCGAAUGCUCAUGAACCUGCACAACAACGAAGCGGGACGACAGGCCGUCUACAACCAAGCGCAUGUCUCCUGCAAGUGUCACGGAGUCUCCGGGUCCUGCAGUCUGAAAACUUGCUGGCUUCAGCUGGCCGACUUCAGGCGAGUCGGAGAAUUUCUGAAAGAGAAAUACGACAGUGCUGCGGCCAUGCAGAUUGGACGCAAGGGGAAGCUGGAGCUGAAAGACAAGCGCUUCAACAACCCGACACCUGAAGACAUGGUCUACAUUGACACAAGCCCCGACUACUGUCUCCGGAACGAAACCACGGGCUCACUGGGAACGCAUGGCCGCUACUGCAACAAAACCUCAGAGGGCAUGGACGGCUGCGAGCUGAUGUGCUGCGGCAGAGGGUACGACCAGUUCAAGACGUACAAGCACGAGCGCUGCCACUGCAAGUUCCACUGGUGCUGCUACGUCAAGUGCCGGCGCUGCACGACUCUCGUGGACCAGUUUUUGUGCAAAUAGCACAAAAAGGCGGGUGAACUCUGGCCCAAAGAAAUGGGAGAAGGAGGAGGAGGUUAUGAAGAAUGAUGACUGAUAUAUAUACAUAUAUAUAUAUAUAUAUAUAUAAAAAAAGAUGUCCAAUAUUCUGAUCACGGUCCUGAUGGAAGAACAAAACAGCACAAACGAGGAUGAAAGGGAUAAACAGAACAGGUUUCAAUCCCUUAAAGUGGGGACACAUUGACCUGCGUGAGCUGAAGAGAUGAAAAUAAAUAUAUAAUUAAGAAAGAAAGAAGUCUACAACGUACACAUUUUAACUUAAAGAGACUUGUGUUUGUUUUAAAGUGUGAAGCAGCCUUGAUUCCUCUGAUUGCCUGCUGCUUUUUUUAAUGCAAGAGCACUGCUAACAUCACCAUAUGCACUCCCAUCCCACUGGCAGGAGCAAAGAAAACUACAACCAGCAGAAAGUGAACAAGUCAAGGUGACAAUGAACGCAAAGUGCCUUGUAGAAGUAUUCAUACCAGUUCAGCUAUUCUUCACGUUUCAUCCAAAAACUGGAUGUUACGUGACAAACCAACAAAAAGCGGUCCAUAGAUAUGCAGUACAAGGAAAACAAUCCACGUUGAGCCAUUUUUUUGCAGCAAUUAUAGUUGUAAAUAACAUUCUGCCCUGAACAAGUUUGAUGUUGCUGUUAGGAUGGUGCAAGCAUCUCUCCCUGUCCAGUAGACAACACUCUGCUAUUACUAAAAAUAAAAGAGAUCAGACUCACUUCUCUGAGCUUUACCGUGAGCUUUUCCCCACCAGAAAAUCCAUUUUUGCUAACUGCGUUAUAGUAUGGGACUCCAAGCAUGAUGAUUCCACCACCAUGUCGGGUUUCAAGCAAUCAUGUCCAGUUUUAGGGUCUGUCAGACUUUUUUACUAAAAUGUUUUCUGUCUUUAACUGGCCAAAUCACCUGCUUUCACAUAUUUGCUCUGCUCCCUUCAUGGCUUUUUGCAACGUGAAUUUAUUAAGGGACUUGCACACCGAAUGCAGCAUCAGCUCCACCAACCUCUGAAAUCCAUUCAUUUGUGCUUCAUGCUCCACGCAACAAUGUUUCGUUUUUCGCUUCUUCUUUUUUUUUUUUCCUGCGCCGAGCGAACGCCAAUGCACUGCAUCUCCUCCCUCAGCGCUGAAGUGCAAGCAGCUCGGCACGGCUUGCGUUGCACUCAGUUUAAAGUCGAUAUUUGUUGCACUUUGACUGCAGUUGCACAGCGACAGAUCCUCGCUUGGCCAAUAGAUACAAGAUAUCUGUCAAAGUGCUCCACACUGAGUAGAAAGCAGCCUGUUAUUAUGGAAACCAAACUCCUUCACUUGCUCUCUAAGGGGUUACACGUUUCUUUUUUAUCUUCUUCCCUGUUGUUGGUUUUAGCACAAAGGAAAUGUAAGAUCUGCAACUCAAACAUAACAAUAAUAAUACGUUUUAUUGUGAAACUCUACCUCUUGUUGUGUUGUACUUUGCUAUGGAUGAACAGAAUGCAAGCACCAUCAGUGUUGCUUCCAGUUUUCCAGGAUUCGCUGCUGUGAAGCUCAAAGGAUGCUGUUUGUCUUUCUUCUCGUCACUCUUCCUUCAAGGCCAGAUUUAUUCGUCGACCUCUAAUCUCUAUUCUACCUGUCUGAUUAUGAUCAUGUCUUGAAAGGUUUGCAGUUCUUAUAUCUAUUUUUAGAUGAUAGCUUGAACGUGUUGGUGAGAAGUUCAAAGCUUGAGAUAUUGUUUUAUAACCUGACUCGGCUUUAACCUUCUCUACAAUCUUUUCCGUGACCUUUCUGCUUUAUUCCUUGGGCUUUCAGGAUGCCGUUUGUUCACUAAUGUCUCCAACAAAUCUCUAAGGCUUUCGAAGAUUUGUUGAGUUUGAAAUGAGAUUCACCUAAGUGCAUAUGUACUCCAUUUACUUAGAAGAUUUCUCACGGUUCGGGGAAAGGAGAGCUGGUUACAUCUUUCAGUUUUGAAUCUGUAGCCAAAAUAGAAAAGUUCACGUCGUUUUCCUUCCGCUUCAUAAUCACGUUCCACUUUGUGUCUAUGUAGCAAAUCCCAAUAAGAUUACAUUGAAGUUUGUAGUUCUGAAGAGACAAAAUGUGAACAAGGAAAUUGAAUAUUUUUGCAAGGCACUGCAAAGAGAGGGACUCCAGAUACUUCACUCUUUUUUAUUUUUUGUAACAAACUUUAGGAGAAAAAAAGAAGAGCUCACAUAAAUCCAGUUCUAAAUGCCUGAACCUGCAGCAGCAUCAGCAAAAUGCUAACAAUAAUUCUCAAAAGGACAGGGCACACUCCCUUUUGUGUCGGUGACCUGACAAAUGAUCCUGUGAGCGGGUUAAUGAGGCCUGCUGCUUGCAGCCAUCUUGCCAUUGUUGCUGUUUAAGUGGGCAGUGUGCUGUCUAGCUCCAUAACCUUCACAUCAGGUGAAGGAAGCACCCAGUAGAGAGAUUUACAUGUUGGACUGGCCUUAAUAAAGACAUGCAAAGAGACGUGGUCAGUGCCAAGUGGACCUUUUUCGUCUGACGAUGUCAAACAAGAUGUCAAGUGUUGUGUUGACUUGGUGUUUUUGCCAGGACUGUGACACUUUGUGACUCUGUGAUGCAGAUAAUAGACGUGCUUGUGGACACAUGAGGACUGAAUAUGCUGUGGAAAAUAAGUGCAAGAAGAAACACAAGAACUGGACUGCAAUUCCUUACAAGCAACAUUCAAGAACUUAGUGGAUAAGAAAUUAUAUUUUGUUGUUUAUAAGCUUAUGAUGUUUUCUAUGUUUUAUACAUGCAUAUUACUGUGUAUUCUUUUGAUAAAGUAGACUUUGAAAGUGAA
Poecilia latipinna (sailfin molly) is the source of this 6652-nucleotide messenger RNA. It is a transcript of the gene wnt5b, whose product is annotated as wingless-type MMTV integration site family, member 5b. Gene Ontology annotation, molecular function: cytokine activity; frizzled binding. Gene Ontology annotation, cellular component: extracellular region. The record is from RefSeq and is a predicted model, not a curated record. Gene Ontology annotation, biological process: multicellular organism development; canonical Wnt signaling pathway; cell fate commitment. Lineage: Eukaryota; Metazoa; Chordata; Actinopteri; Cyprinodontiformes; Poeciliidae. The transcript is spliced from 8 exons. Bases 2721 to 3839 code for a protein of 372 amino acids.